UAUGUAAAUAUGUAUGUUCGUUGUUGCAUUGCAUUUGUUGUAAUAUCCAUGGAAACCCCUAAGAGUAAACUACACAAAUGUUGCAUUUCCAGGCGAUGCAGCAGUCAGUGAGCGAGAAGAGAAUAGGAGAAGAGAUGAGGAGUAAAGGAUGAGGGAGAAGUGGGCGCAGCAAUUACGAGUGCGUGGUUGGUGUGUUCGGUUCGGCAUGAAACUAGACGACUUUGCCAAAGGAGGAAUAAGGAAGCAGAGUGAACUUUUAAUCAAUAGAUAUAUAAACGCACACACGCACAUGCACCCAUAUACUCACGAAGUCGCAAACAUAGGGCGAGGGAGCAAGCGAAAGAGAAAAAGAGCGAAUCCAGAGAGCGAAUAGCACAAACAAAGGCAACAAUAAUGGGAGCAGCAACAACAACAGUUAUACUUUUAAAACAGCAAACCAAGAGUGCGCGCAUAGGGAGCAAAGACCAGAGAGCGACAGUGAGAGAGUUGUCAGGCCAGAGAGCGAGCACUCCUGUUACCGUUACUGUUGUUCUUGUUGCUGGCUUCAGGAUGAGAAACAUGGGUUGGGGGAUGGCUGCUGCGGCAGGCUGCCAGGAAGAGGAAGACAAGUGAACAAAAUUGCUAUUGCGCUGCCCAGGCCGCAGCAGCAUCAUCAAUAAGAAGGAAGGAAUAAAGGCGGAGACGCCAACCACAAACGUUUUUUCUAGGGUGUGCAAAUGAUGAAGUCUGUAAAACGCGGUAAAGCAAGAAUGCAACAUGCAACAAAAUAAUGUUUAAUUAAAGUGCAUCAAAGAGGGCGUACAAGAGGCAACGGGCAACCUACUUAUUGAGCAAUUAAGGCCAUGCCCACACAUGGGCAUGCGUACGCCCACGCAUACUGUAUGUGAGCAUGUGUGUGUGUAUAUGCAGGAACCGUUUGGUUCAUUGAGGUGCCCGCUGAUGUGUGUGCGUGUGUGACAGACAGAAAGCGAGAGAGAGAGAUAGAGAAAAGUGUAAAUUUGUAGAUCGGUGAAGGCAAGUUUUACUUAUUAAAGUGCACAACAAUUUGGAUUUGGUGUCAAGAGGUUAGGAAACGCUGCAGCCCCGUGAGCACGUAGAGCGUGUCAGAAGUGACGUCCAAACCCACCAACAACAAAAGCAAGGGGGGGGUGAAAAGCUGACACAAGAGUAAGGAAACUCACUCAUCCCACACACACGCACACACUCAGACUCCCCGCACCCAAAUACACGCUCAGAAGGAGAGAGAAAUCAAAGGAGUGCGAGAGCAAAACCGUUAUAGAGGGGCUGCCCAACCAGUAGAGAGUGAGAAGAGUCGUGCAGGAUGGGCGACUAUCACGAGUUUACGGAUCAAUAUAAGGUCCCGGUGAUAGCCAAACUGCUCCAUGCCCUGCCCCACUACAACAUCACAUUCCACAAGAUCAACAGCACGUUCCGGCCCAACGAUGAGAUCUACCUAGAGAGUUUGGGCAUCUUGGGAUCGGUGCCAGCGGCGCUGCUCAUCGUUUCGCUGCUGGGGCUGCUCUUCUAUCUGAUGACAAGAUGCUGCGACCGUAAACCCCGACCGGCCCACUCGAUAACCAGCCUAAAGGUGGCCCUCUCGAUUGUGACUGUGAUGUGCUGCGCCGCCAUCGGCCUGGGCCUAUACGGCAACGAUGAUCUGCACAAUGGUUUGCUCGAGGUGCUCACAGCCGGACGGAAGGUGGACAAUCUGGUGACAACCAUCAGGAAUCAGACGCACAUACUGGAGAACACGCUAACGAAUCGCAUCAGGCCGCAGCUGGUGGAGCUGGCGGAUAUCUUCGAUCAACCGGUAUCCAAUCAAACGGCCCUAUCCAAGCUCUUUGUUUCGCUGAACAUUGUCCAGGGCAAUGUGACCCUAGCCACGAAUGCAGCUAGCGAUAUACGACGACCCCUCAUGGGUAUCUCCAUGACGCACUUUCUGACGCGCGGUGACCAAUGGGAAUUGAUACGCUGGCCGGGCACAGUGGCCACACUGGCGCUUCUCCUUGUCCUAUGUGCUGUGCUGCUGGUGGGCGUGGCCAGGCAUUCCCGCUGCGCCCUAAUAUUAUUUAGCGUUUGCGGUCUACUGGCCGUGACUGGCUCCUGGCUGAUGUCCGGCCUGUAUUUGUCCUCCUCGGUGGCUGUGGGCGAUCUGUGCAUCAGCCCAGCGGACUUCCUCGUCUCCACAGCCCCCCGUGACCUGCCCACAAACGUUCUGCUGCACUACACCCAAUGCGAGCCGGGGCACACGAAUCCGUUCACCCAACGUCUGAGAGAGUCACAGAAUUCGCUGAACAAUGCCCGCAGUGCCAUGGCCACCGUGAUGAAGAUCUCCCUGGUGCUGUUCAAGUCGUCCGGCCUGCAGCCAAAGCUGGGCGCUGUGAAUGCUGAUCUGAAUAGCAGCGAACGGCUGCUCACCCAGCUAACAGCUCUCGUUGACUGCAAGGCGGUGCAUCAUAACUUUUUGGCAGCCGCCCGUGGACUCUGCGAGGGAGGAUUGCUGGGACUGGUGCUAAUGCUGAUCGCCAGCUUCAUUGCGGCCAUACUCCUUACGAUUAUGGUGUGGGUGGACUCGCAUACAUGGAUCUACAUACGCAAGCGGAAUGACUAUGCCCAGGUGGAUGAGCCGUCGUAUAUAUCGCAUCCGGCACCGCAGAAUCAUCAGCAGAUGAUGAAUGCUGCACGGACAUUGCCGCGCAAUCAUAAUGGGCACUUUAGUCCGCCGGUUAUCAGCGGCUCGCACACACUGCAACAUCCCAGCAAGCGGCAGCAGCACGAGAUGAUGGCCCAUGCACACAUCCAGCAGAAUAUGCGAGCCAUGGGUACCCAUACGCUGGGCAGACUUCCAUCGCACAAUCACAGCCCCACCCACAUGACUGGUCCCAAUAAUGCAGCAGCAGCCGCAGCAGCAGCCGCCGCCGCCUCCGCACUCGCCGCCAAUAUGCCGCCAACGACACAGGCCCAGGUACAGGCCGCACAGGCGCAUGCCCAGCAGCAGGCACAGCACCAGCAACAGCAUCAGCAGCAGCAGCAGGCACAGCAACAGCAACAAAUGGGAGGACCCCAACCCAUUUACUGCCAUCAUCCACAUCAGCAUCCACACCCGCAUCCGCACCAGCAUCAGCAUCCGCAUUCACAUUCGGCUGCCGCCGUGGCCGCUGCGGUACAGCAUCAGCAUGCCAUUUACCAUCAGCAGCAGGCUCAGGCACAGGCACAGGCCCAGCAGUAUGGCACCUAUACGACAGCGGCAGCAGCAGCGGCACAGGCCCAUCAUGCACCGCAUCAUCUGCCGCCGGGCCAGAGUCAGAUCUAUCAGCAGAUACCGGCACAUCUGGCACCACAGUUGGCCGCCAAUGGGAAUCCGCACUCGAUCUAUCAGCCGCUGGUGGCCGUCAGCCAGGGUUCCAUUUAUGUAUCAAAUUUGGCCACAAUGCGUCGACAGAACAGCCAGGCUGGACCACAGAUACCAGCCCAUCAUCAUCCGAGUGUAGUGCCGCCACCCAAUCCCCACCAACAGCAGCAGCAGCAGCAGCAUGCCCAGCCCCCGCCACCAUCGCAGCAGCAGCAGCAGCUGCAUCAGCUCAAGUCGCCACAGCAGCACCAGCCACAUCCUCAGCAGCAUUCGCAGCAGCACCAGCAGCAGCAUUCGCAGCAUCAUCAGCAGCAACCCGAAUCUGAUGUGGUGCCCAUUAGCACUGCAAUGGACACGGCCAUCUACGAUCGGGAUAAGCAAAUCUACAAAUGCUCCACGCUGAGACAGGGCGGCAAGUUUGAUCCCAAGUACAAGCCAUCGAUAUUGAAUUGUCCCUUGCCGGAGAUACCCAAGGAUGCGGAGCAGCCCAAGGUGGAGUCCAUCUAUCAGCAGAAGCAGCAGGCGCAUCAUCAGAACUAUUCCAAAACGCUGCAACGACCGCCGAUGAAGUUGCCGCCGCAGAUGAAAGCCAUACCACCGCCUCGCAUUGGCACGCCCACAUCACCACCACCGCCCUUGGCACAGCCCACACAAAUGCUGAGCGAGAGCGGUGGAGUCGCUGGAGGCAUUGUGGGUCUGCAAAAUGGUGGCCCCAACAAUAACAACAGCAGCGAGGACACCUCGUUGCCACCGCCACCGCUUGAGGCACAAACAGCACACCAUGUGGAGGCGACUCCGCCCAAGGCACGCAUGGGUCAGGCGGCCAACGGGAAGGCAGGCAAUGGCGGUCUGGUGGCCGUCCUGCACAAUGGCGGCGGAAGCGUGACCACAGCGGCUGGCGUGGGCAACAACACAGUGGAUGAUGAUGAUGAUCUGCCGCCACCGCCGCCAGCGAUAACCGAUGAGAGCAACUAUGCGGUCACCGAGCUGUAAGCAGAACGCAAAGGAGACAAGGAGAAGCAAAGAAUUGGGAAUGGCAAUAGGCUUGGGCUUGGGCCAUUGAAUUUUGAGGCGUCUUCCAGCGGACAUUACUUCUAGACUUUUUUGUAUUAUAGACAGAGAGACAAAAAUGGCGCGAGGAAAUGGAGAUGGGAUGGUAUAGGGGUGGGUUAUGAUGGAGCGGCGACUGUUCCUGUUUCUUAAUUUGUUGCAUUUAUCGUAAAUCGUAAAUCGUAAUCCUACAAACCGGGAAUCCUCUUCUUUAUGCAUCCUAUGCAAAACUGCAAGCUAUUAGCCCACAAAUUCGACUUUUGUAUAUACUAUACACUAUAACUACAUCUACAUAGGAUAUAAAUAUAAAUAUUACACACUAUAAACGACGCACACAGAUAGGCAGAUAGACAGACAGACAGACAUAACAGACAUACGGAAAGAACAGACAAAAACUCGUGCAUAUUUGGAUAUUUGACUUAUAUACUUAACUAUAUACUAUAUACCUAUAUAUAUAUAGUACAUAUAUGUAACAUAUAUCAACACGAUCUAUGAAAUCAUAUAUGUCUGUCUAUAAAGACAACACGGUUAUUCCUUUUUGAUAAUAGCAUAUUUUUACCAAUCGCUAGAAAACACACACACAAAAAAAAACCGAAAAAGAAAACUUAUAUAGAGAAGCCAAGAGACAGACACAGACAGCAAUUAUGGGGACAAGUAUAAGGUAUUGUAAUAUACAAAAUAGUAACCUAUAAAGACACGAGAAAAAUAAAUGGGAAUUCGGAUUGUAGUUAAUAAGUUCUAGGAAUCGAAAAUGUAGUUGAAAGUUAGCGAAAACCUUUUUUUUUGUAUACUCGCAGGUACUUAUGGCACUUGUCGAGCGUUUGAUUUGAUCCACUGGGCAUCUGUGUAUGUGUGUGUGUGUGUGUGUGUGUGGGGGCAAAUCCUUCAAGAUUCCUAUAUUUCCUUAAAGCAUAGCAAAAAUCCUUAAAAUCUGUUGAUGUGCUGUAAUAAUUUUUUAAUUAUUUAAUAAUCUCCUCAGCUUACUCGUUCCAAAAUGCUCGCCCAAAAACGAACGAAACACUCUCUCUCGCUCAAUCUUCUUGUAAAAAAUAGCGAGCUGCGGAUUGAUUCGUACUGAUCGAAAGUCUUAAAGUUUUGCACCUACUUUAAACAGAAUUUUGCAUUUAAAACUGAUUCACUGAACUAUUUGUAGUAGCGAGUGAUGUGUGAUAUUCUUACCUCUAGUCAAACCAACAUUGGAAGCACUUAGUCAAGACAGUUUUUGAUUUCUAUUGAAUGAUUUUGUACAACGAGUAAAACUACUAAAUGAUAUUCCUUGCUGCCCCCACACUAUCCACCAACAAACUUAUGUUUGAAUGAUUGAUGGUGGUUGUAGGUGUUCGACUCUGUCCUGCGUCUUGGGUUGUGCGUCGUCCGGCUGAUCAAAAACGACUUGUGGAUGGAUCGCCUGGAGACUGGCUGGGGGUUGAAUCGAAUGGAUAGACAGAUUUGAUUCCCCCCCUGCGAUUUUAUUGUGUAUCUAACCUAAGCUUAACAUGGAAUGCAUUUAUUAUACAUACAACUUAGCACAUAUAAAUAUACAACUAUACAAAACAACACACACACACGCAAAAAACCAACAAAUAAAUACGAGUAAAUAUAUAAGCAAAGUAUAGACGUUUGGUAGCUAAACAAAAGAGAAGCCAAAGGCGGGCAACACAAGUACGAGUCUAGCAUAGCGAAACAAGAACGAUAACCAGUUAGUAAUGAGAUUUAGAUUGGAACCGAAUAGCAAUAUAAAACUGAAAGUACUGUCCUCCCCCAACCAACCAACCAACCAACCAACCAACCAAGAAGCAAACAAGAACUCUCUUUCCUCCCACAGAAAAAAGGUAAGAAGUUAAAUAUAAAAUAUGAAAUAUAGCUAGUUACAUAUGUAUGACAAACAACCAGCAAACGAGGGGGGAAGGAUUGAGUUGAGUUACGAGUUCCUGUUAGAGGAAUUCCCAAUACCAGACCAGAGGCCAACGAAGCGUCAACCGAGGCCAAUCAACUAAGGCAAAAAAAAGGAACCCAAACACUGCCCACAAAAGGAAAAAAAAACCAAAAAACAGCGAAAGUUCUCAAGAUUUACACAAACCGUUAGCUAUAUAGGUACUUAUAUUAUAUACAUACAUAUAAUAUUCACAUAAAAAAACAAACUCCACUGAACAUUUAAUAUGGAAAUUGAUUAAAUUGUAAAAAAUAUAUGAACAAAAUUUAACCAGAAAGGAGGAGCGUUUUUAAAAAGUAAAUAUGUAUAGAUCGUGUAAAGACAAACUAAUCAAGUUUUUUUAUUCGCUUAUUAUACGAAAUAUAAAACAAACAAAAAAUACAAACAUAUGUUAGACAGCAAAACAAAAAAAAA
This is a messenger RNA of Drosophila guanche, 6749 nucleotides long. RefSeq names its product protein tweety. Lineage: Eukaryota; Metazoa; Arthropoda; Insecta; Diptera; Drosophilidae. The transcript has 8 exons. Bases 1322 to 4345 code for a protein of 1007 amino acids. The record is from RefSeq and is a predicted model, not a curated record. Gene Ontology annotation, cellular component: plasma membrane. Gene Ontology annotation, molecular function: intracellularly calcium-gated chloride channel activity; volume-sensitive chloride channel activity.